Molecule: messenger RNA, 2115 nt
Organism: Xyrichtys novacula (pearly razorfish)
Lineage: Eukaryota; Metazoa; Chordata; Actinopteri; Labriformes; Labridae
Source: the annotation of a GenBank genome assembly
AAGCAGAGGGUGUGUCUGAGGAGGAGGAUUAUGAGGCAAGUAACCGACCGAACGGGGAAGAGGAAGGAAAAGAAGAUGAAAUGAUAAUAUCAGAAGACAGAGAGGAGCAAACGGAAAGAGAGGUAGAAGAGGACGGAGAGCAUAAAGAAGAAGAAGAAGAAGAAGAAGAAGGAGAAGAAUGGGUAACAGAAGACAGAGAGGAGCAAAUGGAAAGAGAGGUAGAAGAGGACGGAGAGCAUAAAGAAGAAGAAGAAGAAGAAGGAGAAGAAUGGGUAACAGAAGACAGAGAGGAGCAAAUGGAAAGAGAGGUAGAAGACGAAGGCGUGCAUAAAGAAGGAGAAGAAAAUGAGGAAGAAGAUGAAGGAGAAGAAUGGGUAACAGAAGAAAGAGAGGAGCAAAUGGAAAGAGAGGGGGGAGAAGAAGAAGAAGAAGAAGAAGAAGAAGAAGAAGAAGGAGAAAGGGUAAUAGCAGGCGAGCGAGAGGAGCAGGCUGAAGAAGAUACAGAUUUGUUUUUUCUCUCAAAACACGACAAAAUCAUAUGGUCCUCCGUAGCGUACGAUAAACAAGAGCGGGGUAGAAAAGACAGGAGCGGUGAGGCUACGCCAUCGCCGUUACCGCCGUCGACCGGCCCACCCGGACCGACUGAAUAUUCUCUCGUCCACGCCCGCGACAUCGCCUCCGCUUUUUUCAUGUUCGUCACCCCGUCGAUAGAACGCAUCAUCUUGGAGAUGACUAAUUUGGAGGGAAGACGGAAAAUCGGAGACGGCUGGAAACGCAUGGAUGCCGUCGACCUUCGCGCCUACAUGGGGCUGCUGCUUUUAGCCGGCGUCUACAGGUCCCGAGGCGAGGCGACUGCCAGUCUGUGGGACGCUGAGAGCGGACGGUCCAUCUUCCGCGCCACGAUGCCGCUGAAAGUGUUUCACGCCUACUCUAGACUGCUGAGAUUCGACGACCACGAGUCGAGACCCGCCAGACGCGCGACCGACAAACUGGCGGCCGUAAGAGAGGUCUGGGACGCGUGGUCCGAGCGGCUGCCGUCCCUCUACAACCCCGGGCCGGAGAUAACGGUGGACGAACAGCUGGUUCCGUUUAGAGGGCGUUGUCCCUUUCGGCAGUAUAUUCCCAGCAAGCCAGCGAAAUACGGGAUCAAGACGUGGGUGGCGUGCGACUCUAAAUCCAGUUACGCUUGGAAGAUGCAAGUGUACACGGGGAAGGCCGCGGGUCGCGGGUCGCGGCCCGGAAAAGAACCUGGGCAUGCGAGUCGUGCUCGAUGUCACCGAGGGACUGAGGGAUCGCAACGUCACCUGCGACAAUUUCUUCACCUCUUACGAACUCGGGCAGCAGCUGCUGAAAAGGAACAUGACCAUGGUGGGCACCGUUCGAAAAAACAAGCCGGAGCUCCCCCCGGCCCUUCUCUCGCCGAAGGGAAGAGCGGUGUUCUCAUCGAAAUUCGCCUUCACGUCGACCACCGCCGCGGUCUCUUACGUGCCCAAGAAAAACAAAAACGUGCUGCUGGUUAGCACGAAGCACACGGAGGCCGAAGUCAGCGACCGCCGCGACAGAAAGCCGGUCAUCAUACUGGACUACAACCGCUGCAAAGGAGGUGUCGAUAACCUCGACAAGGUGAUCGGAACCUACAGCUGCAGAAGGAUGACGGCUCGCUGGCCCCUGGUCGUGUUCCACAACAUCCUCGACGUUUCCUCCUACAAUGCCUUUGUGAUAUGGAGAGAACUAAACCCCGAAUGGAUGCCUCAGAAGCUGAACAAGAGAAGGGUGUUCCUAGAGCGGCUGGGAAAGGCGCUGGUGACUCCGUUGAUAGAAAGAAGGGAGCUUCUCCCUCGCACGGAAGCGUCAGCGGCAGUCGUCCGAGUCAUUCGUAGCGCCGCGUCUAGAUCUAGAACUCGCGGUGAGGGCGAGGGCGAGGACGCCGCCGGAGCGGCGUCGGGAGCGGACGGCCCGACCAGGGCGAGGAAGAGGAAGAGGUGUCAGUUUUGCCCGCGGGCGAAGGACAACAAAACUUCUACUGUGUGCAGCGGGUGUAAGAAAUAUAUCUGCAAAAGUUGUUCGCUCCCGUACUGCGCUGAGUGUGCCGCUGAGAAUUUGGAGAUGGGUUGA